AUGUCCUUGGGUCUGUUCAUAUUGUUUUAUUCUUUCGUUUUCACUGAUGGAGCACACUUCAAUGGAGGAACUAUUAUAUGGGCUCCCAUUGAUCCUUAUGAUAAUUCCACUCCAGUUGAUAUUAUCGUUACACAGUCUUAUUCAUGGGCAUAUCCAACUAUGACAUGUGCCAACAAUGUACCGAUCUCAACUCCUGGACGCGGUGGUACAAAUAUUAAUCUGACUUGUGCUGCUGAAUGUUCAACUGAUGGUGGCUAUUCUAGUGCACCCAUUGAUAUUCUCACCGAUUGUACAUCAGCUAGUUCAUCAUUGAAAAUGAUGAAAAGUGAACGAUCGAAAAACGUUACACUCUCUGCUGAUGCACAUUUUUAUCUAUCUUUUACGGGAUCUGCGUGGGCACCGUUAAAUGACCCCCCUCAAUCAAAUCUUGCUUGGUCUAUUGUAACAUAUAUUGAUCUUCGAAAGCGACCAGAUGGUUUCAUUAAUACUCCACCUGUUGCCAGAUUUGUUUCUCCACAAUAUGCUGUUGUCAACACAGAAACACAAAUUAAUAUUCCUGUUUCGGAUGCCAAUUCCGGUGAUGAUGUACGUUGUCGAUGGUCGACAUAUACAGCUGGAUCCGGCAGACGAAAGCGAUCAGACGAAAAAAGACAUGCAAAUAACCACUACAUUUCUCACAAAUACAAGGAAGAAAUUGAUGACAAAGAAACGAUGGAUAUCAGGAAAAAAAGACAGGCUUGUUCCAGUGGAUGUACGCUUAAUAUGAGCUGCACUAAUUCUGCAUGCAUAGGGACCAUGUGCCAGAAUGCGAAAUGUCAAAGCGCGUGUUGUGACUAUGAAACGACAGCAACAUCAACAACGACUACAACAACUACAAUGACUACAACAACUGCAACGACUACAACAACUACAACGACUACAACAACUGCAACGACUACAACGACUACAACAACUACAACGACUACAACAACUGCAACGACUACAACAACUACAACAACUGCAACAACUGCAACGACUACAACAACUGCAACAACUACAACGACUACAACGACUACAACAACUGCAACGACUACAACAACUACAACGACUACAACAACUGCAACGACUACAACAACUACAACGACUACAACAAGUACAGCAACUACAACGACUACAACUACAAUUGACGGUCAAGGAAUACUACUAUCGACUUCAUCGUAUUCAAUUCGUUCGCCGAUUGAUGAAUGUGGUGGUAUUUGUUAUUCAAGCAUCGUCCCUGCUAAUACAACUCUGUCGAACUGCACUAUUACACUCACAGGUCAUAAAGCUGGCGUAUGGUAUGCAGUUGCUGUUCAGGUAAGCAGAUUGUUAUUUAUAAAUCACUAA
Rotaria sp. Silwood1 is the source of this 1365-nucleotide messenger RNA. NCBI's taxonomy places the organism in Eukaryota, Metazoa, Rotifera, Eurotatoria, Philodinida, Philodinidae. The record is from the annotation of a GenBank genome assembly.